UUUUGCAACUUCACAUUUGCCGAAUGUGUACAUCGCGCAUGUUUGUCGAGCUUUAACUUUAACGCUUUAGAAGGGUCAACAUUUUUGGCCUUCGUCACGAUUCGAUAUAAACACAUGGUUUUUUCUAUAGAAAGAAAAAUAGGGAGUUUUGUCAGAAAUAUAAUACAGAUAGACGAAUCUCGAAUCUCUUAGCACGGAAGUAAUCGUCGCAGAUACAUACAUCGAGGGUUGAGAUCCUUUGUUUUCACCCUUGUCGACUUCGAAGAGAAAAUAUAAUAUAGCAGGAUGAAUGAAGUCAAGUUGCCACCAUCACCAAACUGGUACUUGAAUAAUAUUCUUGCAUGUUCAAAACGUGGAACUGUAGCCUGGGGCACGAAGAAUUGCAUUGUCAUUGCCAGACAGAAAGAAGGCAAUAAUGCUAUGCAAUAUUCCAUAAUCAAAGACCAAUUUAGAGACAAAGUAACUGCAGUUGCAUUUUGUCCUAAGUUCGAAAGCCUGGAUAGUCCAGAAUUACUAAUCUUUUGUGGUGAUGAUGUCAAAGUUAAAGUUUGGAAUGUGGAUACAUUAGAACCAGUAGAUGAAUUCUCUUUUGCUGAUGGAGUCAAAUUGGUUGUAGGAGUUGACUGGUCAGUGAAAGAUAGUAAUAUUGCAUGUGCAGUAAGUUCGGAGGGUAUUCUAAUGUACUGUAAUAUACAGUAUAAUACUUCAAAAUUAGUGCCUCUAGGCAAGCUAACUGCUACAUGCUUAGCUUGUUGUCCUCAUGAUUCUAAUCUUGUAGCAAUAGGUACUAAAACUGGACUAAUUUUUAUCGUCCAAAAAGAAGUAAUAUUAUAUAAAAUGAGGGGACAUAAUGAGGAAAUAGUUAGUUUAUCUUGGUGUCCUUCAGAUAUGAAUGUAUUAGCUAAAGAAAACACAAGAGACCUACUUUUAGCUUCUGGUGCAAAAGAUAGAUCUAUAUUCAUUUGGAGAGCUGGUAGAGAUGGCAGAUAUGAAAUUCAAUUAAAUUUACCACAUUUGCCACUCACAGGCUCUUAUCAAAAUAAAAGCAAGCUUAGUGCUGCAACUGGAGCCUGGAUCGCAGUAUGUUGGGCAGAACCCAAAGUGCUUUUAACUAGCUCUCUUUGGGGUGAACUUCUUUCUUGGGAUCUUUCAACAAACAAAGAAAAGCCUUUGUACAAACUGUUACAUACAUUUCAUAAUAGAGGAUUGUUUUGUAUAGCUUCAGUACCUAACAAUGAUGAAGAUGAAGAUGAUCUGACAAAAGAAUCAGAAAAUUGGAGGACAGAUUCCGAGCUUAGAGUUUGGACUUUAGCACAAGAUCGCUGGAUCAUAUGUUGCAAACGAGACAGCGAUCCUACCAAAUCAGUGAUACUGGAACAUAAAAUUCCUACACAAGGAGGAUUUGUCUACUGUAUGAGCGCUUGUCCUAUCGAUACUUCGCGUAUCGCAUUUGGUGCAGGAGACACAAUGUUGCGUCUCUGGAAUUUAUCGGAACCUCACACAACGACUUUUGAUAUUAUUACUCAUUGGCAGAAAAUAAAAGGAAAAAUAAGAGCGAUAUCAUGGUUUCCGUAUGAUGAAACUACAAUUGCUUUUGGUACUGGAGAAGGUCGUGUUGGUGUAUUUGAAGCAAUUGGAACCAACAAACCACCUAUAUUAUAUAGACAAUAUCACAGACAUACCAUUUACAAGAUUGAAUGGGCUAAAUUUGAAUCAGAAAAUUAUUUGUUCUCCUGUGCAGAAGGAGAAUUAAUAGCAUACAAGAAAUCUGCACCGAAUGAUGAACCCAUGUCUAUAAUAAAAAAAGGAUGUAUGGAAUUUUCUUGGAAAUCCAAUUUAUGCUUAGCAGUUGCAUUCGAAAAUGGAUCGCUUGCAUUUUUCGAUCAAAAGUUAAGAAAACGCGGCAACUCAAUACACAUUUUAAGAACUACGGUGAACUGUCUAGUGUGGCAUCCCGAAAGUACAACGGCAGAAAGAUGGACGUCGCCAUAUGCCAAUUACUUGGCAGUUGCCUCUGAUUCGUGCGAUAUAAUAAUUUUUGAUCUAUCAAAGUUAAUAAUAGAAUUGGAGAAAACAGGUACAAAAGAUCUUAUAGAAAAUGAAGAUAAAGAACAAGAAAAAGAUCGCACGAGCCACAAAAUAGUAGCAACAUUAACUGGACAUUCCGAUAGAGUAGUGUGCUUAGCUUGGAAUCCGCAUUUCAGUGGACUCUUGGUAUCUGGUAGUUACGACAAUACUGCACAGAUAUGGAAUGUUGAAAAACAAGAAUUAAUAGCCACAUACAUGGGUCAUGAUGGACCUGUAUUAUGUUGUAUGUGGAGUCCUAUCAAACCGCAAUUUAUAAUGACGGGAUCAAUGGACUUUAUGCUUCACAUAUGGGAUUAUACAUCGUCUGAGCAAUCACCAAAGCAACCUUCCGAAGUUAAAGUCAUAAAGAAAAAACAUAAACAGAAAAGAUUGCUGAAAAAUAAAACAGAUGAUUGUGAAAACGAUUUGACUACAUUGACAGAUUCCACUAAUCAAGCCUCAAGUGCCAAAGAAAAAAGAAAAAAAUCAUACUUUAAUAAAUAUAAUAGAAUAAUAAAUGACAAAUCUGUAAUCCUGAAUUUUAUCAAGAAUGAUAUAAGAAAUAAUCAAAAGCAAAGCAAAGAAAACACUGAAAGUGAAACAAAUUUCUCAUUAUUUUGUGAGCAAAAGGAUGAUCUUUUGACAUUAAUUUCUAAUGAAAAGUUAACUCAAGACAAUGCAGAGACUAAUAUUGAGAUAGAUAUGUGGUGUAACAAUUUGGAGGAGAACUUGAUCUCCGCGGUCAAAAAUCAUCAAUUAAAUGAUUUUUUAAUAUCGCUUGCACCUCACGUUUCUAUCAAAACAUGGAGGGAAAUGUGCGAGGCUUACGCGCACCAGUUAGUGGAACAAAAUAAUCCAGGAAAAGCAGUGGCAUAUUUACUAAGUAUACACAAAAUUUAUGAUGCUAUAGAAGUAUUUUUAAAUGCCAAGUUGUUUAAGGAAGCUUACGCAGUUGCACGAUGUAAAUUGGAUACUGAUGACCCAUUCCUAAAAAAGAUAUUAGAACAAUGGGCAGAGUGGACUGUUUCGAAAGGUCACUUGGAGCAAGCAGCUCAUUGUUAUGUAAAAUUAAACGACUAUGAAAAAGCAGCAAACGUUCUUUCUCGUCGAAAAGAUAUAUAUUGUCUGGAGAUAGCGUCAGAAUUAGCGUUUUUAAGCGGUGACGAGGGACAUGGUAAAUCCUUAGCUGUGGACGCUAUGACACGUGCCCUUAUAAAAUCGGAGUGGUCAAAAGCGCGUUCCCUCAUCACAGACAUUCGACAAGUUCAGUACUUAAAUGUGAACAUAGAUGCUCACGAGAUAAUUAUGAGUACAUAUUUAAAAGAGACUGAGUUAGAUGUAAUAAAGAUAUGGUUGAAAGAAAAAGAAAACAACGGUCUAAUACAAACUCUUGAAGAAAAAUAUGAUACUUCUUAUUAUGAUAUCUUGCUUAAAAACGAAAGUAACAACAUUGUUCUAAAAAAUAUAACAAAUGAGGAAAUGAUGCAAAUAAAGAUUUGUUAUCAAAUCGCCUUAGCAGCCACGUGUGAUGCUAAAGAAAUCAGAUUGAAACAUAUAACAAGAGCAUUAAAUAACAUAAUCGAAUAUGAAAAAGCAGUAGCGAAAUACGGAAUACCAAAAGAAGGAUUUUUCAUGCAUGUUCUUACGAAAUUAGAUACGAGAAAGCCAACAAACAAAGACAGUAUUUACGCAAAGAGCAGUUAUCCUGUUUCACAAAGUUUACGUGCUUGUUUAUGUGUCGGUCUCCUAAAUUGGUUACUGAAAUAUUUAGUAAAAUUAUCGGUUGAAGAAGAAACACAGAUUAUGCAAUUGAUAAUAGAUUUGAUGGACGAUGCUAUAAACAAAACAAAUCUAGAUUAUCAGAUUAAACUUCUUAAAUAUGAAAAACUCGAGAAUGAACUUAUGAUUCUUAAACUGGAAAAGGGAAACGAAACUGAAAAUCAUAAUUACCAGACUAUUGAGGAAGAGGCAGAAAUACUUAAAAUCUAUGUAAACAAAUUCUGUGAAGAUCGAAUUUUUAUACCGGAUCCCUUUGAUAUUUUUCAAAAGACUUGCUCACUUGUUAAAAAGUUGCAAGAGAAAAAUCAAUUUUUGUUUUUAGCGUGUUUAAAUAAAUUAGUCGAAGAAACAAAAAUAACCCAAAUUGGAAUAGAAGCAAGUUUGCUAAAGCAAAAAAAUUUGACAAUUUCUGAUACAGAUUUAAAUUUAAGUUCAAGUUCAAAUUCAAGUUCCAAUUAGCUUUUUGCACUCUGAAAACUUUACAUAUGUAUAUGGCUAUCAUGUUGCGAAACAAAAAA
Messenger RNA from Pogonomyrmex barbatus (red harvester ant), 4364 nucleotides. RefSeq names its product gem nuclear organelle associated protein rigor mortis (gene rig). NCBI's taxonomy places the organism in Eukaryota, Metazoa, Arthropoda, Insecta, Hymenoptera, Formicidae. Gene Ontology annotation, molecular function: mRNA 3'-UTR binding; protein binding. Gene Ontology annotation, cellular component: nucleus; SMN complex. The record is from RefSeq and is a predicted model, not a curated record. Gene Ontology annotation, biological process: spliceosomal snRNP assembly.